Nycticebus coucang (slow loris) is the source of this 2556-nucleotide messenger RNA. RefSeq names its product cell division cycle associated 4 (gene CDCA4). Gene Ontology annotation, molecular function: transcription regulator activity. The transcript has 2 exons. The record is from RefSeq and is a predicted model, not a curated record. The coding region runs from base 609 to 1337 and encodes 242 amino acids. NCBI's taxonomy places the organism in Eukaryota, Metazoa, Chordata, Mammalia, Primates, Lorisidae. Gene Ontology annotation, cellular component: nucleus.
CCCAGGGUGGUGACCCUUCCAUGCUUCUACAACCUGGAUUAGCUUUGCCUGUUAAAUAGACUUCUAUAGUACACACUUUGUGUCUUCUUUUUUCCUGCAUGUUUUGAGAUUCAUCCAUGUCAUUGCACAGAGUGUUAGGGUUUUCCUUGCUGAAUUGUAGUCUAUUGUCAGAACACACCGUAGUUUAUCCAUUCAGCAUGUUUGUCAAAUGUUGAAAGGAUGUUUAAAUCCGAGGGCAAUGAAACAAGGCUAGCAGUAGGGUUUGGUCCUAGCAGAAGAGUGAAUUUGGGACAGGAUAUGAACAGGCACUGCAUAUAGACAGAAUUCCUGUGUCCCAGGCAGAGGGGUGCAGGGAAGGAGGGAGGCAGAUUUCACUGUGCACGCUGGGAGUUGGUGAAGUGGAAGAGAGUUUACCAGCAAGUUUCCAGUUCCUGGUGCUGCCCUUGGGCUGUGGACAUUACUAGGCCAAGACCAAGCCCUUCAUUUGCUUGAAAUCUCUGAUGAGGCUGCCAAACCCAAUCUGGCCUUAAGAAAGGGUGUGACAUCUUCUCCAGUUUACUUGCUUGCAGACUCACGAAUCUGGGAUUUCUGAGGAAAGGGAGGACACCAUGUUUGCAAGAGGAUUAAAGAGGAAGUGUGCUGAUCAUGAGGAAGACCUGGGGGCAGCCCUGGCUGGCUUUAAGGCCAUCCCCUCCUACAGCCUGCAGCGGCAGUCGCUCCUAGACAUGUCCCUGGUGAAGCUGCAGCUCUGCCACAUGCUGGUGGAGCCCAACCUCUGCCGCUCAGUCCUCAUAGCCAACACAGUCCGGCAGAUCCAGGAGGAGAUGACACAGGAUGGGACGUGGCGUGUGGCCGCACCCCAGAGCACAGGCCAGGCUCCCUUCGAUCGCCUAGUCUCCACAGACAUCCUGUGCCGUGCAGCACGGGAGCAACUAGGGAUGCGCCCUGUUCCUGGUGUGGGAGAUGGCCACAUGCUAAGCCCUGCUUCUGAACUUUCUGCAGUCCCCUCGGCACAGGUAUCAAGGAACCUUCAGGACAGUGUCUGGGAAAUGGACAACCCCCGGGAAAAUAGAGGAAGCUUUCAGAAGUCACUAGAUCAGAUCUUUGAAACACUGGAGACCAGAAGCCCUGGCUCCACAGAAGAGCUGUUCUCAGACAUGGACAGUUCCUACUAUGACUUGGACACGGUGUUCACGGGGAUGGUGAACAGUGCCAAGCCGGGACCCUGUGAUGGGCUCCAAGGCUUGGCCCCAGCAGUUGCCUCACCCCCUCCCUCUAGCUGCAAGUCUGACUUGGGCGAGCUGGACCAUGUGGUAGAGAUCCUGGUGGAGACCUGAGGCAGAGGCUACAGCUGUCCCACAGUGCUCGUGGUCAGUCUGCAACCUGAGGAUGUCGAGCACUCGACUGCAGAAGAAAGUUCUAUGUGGCCUGCAGCCAGUGGGGUCUAUAAGCCCCCGCCUGGUCAUAGUGGAGCUGGGUCUCCUCUCAGGCUUCCUGCCGGGGGCCAGUCUUGAUAUCCCCCACAGCCUGGGCCCCUCAUCCCUUUUUGUGUCCUGGCUGCAGCCACCACGGAGGACAGUGAGCCACAAACUGCAUCAACCUCAUUUAAAUUUAGAUAGGUGAAUUUUUAAACAUAUAAAAUUAAGUUUUAUAUGUUUUAGGCAGUAUUUUGCCUUAAGAGAUAUUUUUUAAACUUUUAAUACUUUACCUCUUUAGAUAUUUUCAGCUAUUUUCUUAAAAGUAUAUUUUUUCUAUGAACAUCCUCUGCUGCUACAUUAGAAACUUUUAUAGCAAAACACUUGCAUUGCAGUUGGUGUAUUUCAUGUUUUGGAGGUUUAAUUAAGAUUUUUUUGUGUGAUGAGCUUCACUAUAUGCCAACAGUAUAAAUAUAUUGAGUUUUUACUUUACUUUUGUGUGUGUCCCUUCUCCAUUAUAUUGUAUUACACUUAGAGCUUGAUUAAAAUCGAGAACCAGGCACAGCCACUUCCUUUCUGUCGUUAGAUGAUCUGCUGUGUGAGCCAUGUCUGCCUGCCUAGACGUAAGUGUAAAUUAGGGAGGAUUUUAUUUAUGCCUAGUUGUAUGUAAAUGUCAUUAAAGAUAAAGUCACCAGCUGCUCUUCAGGGACUCAGCCUCUCAUGAUGGGCCACCUGUCCUGGGUGGGGCCAGUGCCUGUGGUUUGUGCAUGAGGCUGCCCAGUGCCAGGCACAUGCGCCUGGAAAGGUGCGGUCUGUGUGCUAUUGACUGGAAAUGCCUGUGCUGCUCUGUUGGUGCUGGGUCUAAAGUUUGAGGUUAAAUUUAAGUUUAGAAUAAAAUAAAUCUGAAUCUGUGUAAUUUAUGGCCCUUGUUCCUGAGGGUGCUGCCACAGUAAGUGGGGCCUGCACCUGUCAGACCCUCUUCCUGCUCACAAGUUGGUGUCCCCAGCCUUGUCCACCUGUGUCCUGUUUUAUGCUCCUUCUAGCUUCUCUGCUCCUCAGCCAGAAAGGCUGGUGUUCUGUGCAUGUGACCAUUGUUUAAUCUUGGUGAUGUAAACCCCGUGUUAUUAAAGCAUUAUCCAAU